This is a messenger RNA of Didymodactylos carnosus, 4200 nucleotides long. The record is from the annotation of a GenBank genome assembly. NCBI's taxonomy places the organism in Eukaryota, Metazoa, Rotifera, Eurotatoria, Philodinida, Philodinidae.
AGACAUUUGUCUAUUACUGUACUUUCUCUUUUAUUGUUAUACUCACAAGUACAAUCUAUCUAUGUAGUUGUCUUACUUCUUCGUUAGAUUGUUUGGUUGACUCUGCACGCCUUGGUCUGCUCGCUAAGUCAACUUUGUUGUAUCCUUUUCUUAAUAAACAACGUUAUGAUUAAAAAAAAAAACAAAAAAAAAACUAUGUAUUAAAUAAAGUAUUUCACCAUAUCUGCACUAAAUUGGAGAAAUCAUUGUAUAGAUACAGAUAAGGUUUUCAUAUAGUUAAAAAAGAAAAUCCAUCAAAGUGAGCAAUAAGAAAACGAAACAAACUUUCUGUUACACCAAGCUUUUACACUAUGGCGAGUGUAAAAGAAUUGAAAAGUUUUUGAAUAAAUGACAAGAUUCGUUACACGAAUAAAGGAGUAGUAUUUCUCUAAAUCUAUAAGAUUUGUGCAAAAGAAAGCUGGAUGAAAAAGUUAUGAAAAAAAUUUAAAAAAAAAAAUAAAAAUUUAUGACUACCAACCACGUGCAAAAAUUAAGCUGAAGUUUUUAGAAAUAGAGAAAGUAAUAGAUAAAUUUUUGCAUGUAGUUGGUAAUCGUAAACUUUUAUUUAUUGAAUGAAACCAACAGAAACGAACAGAUUAAAUUUCUCAGGGAUGAAGUCUAUGAAUGUGAAUAUUGACAAACAUUCAAUAAAGAUAUAUAUUUCAUACAUCUAUCAUAGGAACACGACCAUUCAUUUAUCUUUCUUUUGCACAAUUCUUGUAGAUUUAGAGAAAUAAUACUCCUUUAUCCGUGUAAUGGAUCUUGUCAUUUAUUCAAAAUCUUUUCAAUUCUUUUACACUCGCCAUAGCGUAAAAAUUUUAUGUAACAGAAAGUGGGUAUUAAUUAUUAAGUGGGUAAGGUAUUAAUCCUUGGGGUUUACCUGAAAAUAUCCUCCGUCGAACCACGCACUUACUUUACUUCUCUUACUCCCUCUCAAGAUUAAUUCAUUAACCCCAGGCUGAGAACAGGAGAGGCAGAGAGAGAAGGAAAGGAAGCAAGAGGAUGGGGAGAGGAUUUUUUAGGGUGAGGACCCAAAGCUUAAAGUAGACUAAUCCAGGAAAUUAGAUUCUUGGGAAAUGGCGGAGAGGCUGAAGCUAUGUAUUUUCUUGGGAGGAAUUGACAAUGAGACAAAAUAGUGAAAGAUAAACUAAGUUUGCUUCAUCAAUCUACUCCGCAAGGAUUUUGGCAUACCACCGCUUCUGAAUAGGAACCAUUGAGGGAGUGACAUAGGCCAGAGUAUCCCAACUUCAAGGACUAGCCUAUAUGCUCAAACCAAUGACGUCUUUCUAUGGUAUGAAGAGGAUCUCUGGCUUUAAUACCCAUAAGAUUUUCGCAUAAACUACUUAGGGGUUUUGAAUUUCAUUCGAAAGGGAAAACCUCUUUCGAUGGCAUAUCCCGGCACCUUCCAUUCCCAUUGAGUAAAGAACUGGAAAGCUUUACCUUUUCAGCUGUGGUUUCCUACACUCAGCUUAGGGAACCAUUAUACCACACCUACCCCUAGUGAUUGGGUAAAGAGUUAAAUCGCAGUUAGCGUGGGGACCAAGAAAUAAGCAUACCACCCACUGGAUGCAUACCCAUGCGGACCUUCAGGAAUGAAGAAGCAACGUAGAGUGAGGAUGGAAAAUAUUGUGCCUAACCUUAAGCUAUCUUAAAGGAUCUCUAAGGAUUUUCAUGCCCUACCCUUCUAGCAACUCGCUCUUGUCUCCCUGUGGUAAGUUUCAUACUAACCGUCUUCGUGACUCACUUAAAGAUAGUUUCAUAUUUAGUAUUGAGUGAAUCCUUAUCUUGAGAAGUAAUGUGCUUCUGUACAACAGAGGAUUUAUGCAAGGACAUCGCUGCUCAAUUAGUCUUAUGCUAUCAGGAAUAACCUUUAGGAGAGCGUGAGGGUGGGGGUGAGGGGUGAGGGCGGGGUGAAUAAAAGUUGAGUCAGGGGUCCCUACGCCAAUUAUUCUGUUAGGUGAAUUUAAAGAGGGGUGCUAUUGGCCUCUUGCUCCGGGUAGCUCCAAUUAAGCGUAAGAUAUAAUUUUUCAAGGUGAGGGAGCAUCGCAUUUUUUGAAACACUGAAGUUUUCGUUACUUUUCGUUUUCUGUCCUUAAAAAUGAGAAAACUGAAAAAAGAGAAUUUUGAGAAAACUCACGUGAGGGUCUUCAGAAUUUGAUAGUGAACAACUACCCAUACUAUUGGUUCAAAAGGCUUCCUUUGACCGAAACUGGUUGAAAGUUUUUUCGCAAAACAUUUUUAAGCCCUGAAAUUUCAUCAGGAAGGUAAAAGUGAAACUUCUGCGUCAUCAUUUCAGAAUGACGAAAAUUUUUUUGAUAUACAAUUCAGUGUUUUCCAUCGAACUACGGUAGAAUCAACUCUUUACAACUAAAACUGAAGUUUUUUAUUGAAAUUUUAAGAAAUGGCAAAAAACCUGGAAAAACUAAAAGAAUUUUUUCUCGAAAACUAUAAGCUCGGGAACCAAAAAAAGUUUUGGGGGCAUAUACUCCGAAGUGUCCUCUACAAAAGAAAAAUCAGAUGGGGGACCUACCUUAACUAUUCUUUUGCUUCUGUAGAUAAAGCCGUUAUAUUUGCUCAUGACUUCUCUGGUAUAUGACUGCAUCUGUUUUUAGACGUCAUGAACGAUUAUAUACGAAUAGGAGCAAAAUGAGAUUUCGAGUUGGCAUUUGUAAGCUGUUUCGGGACGUGAAACCUGUUUAUAAAGUUGUUACUAUUAUAUUGUGCGUUCCGCUAGUUUGGUUUUUUUCUGCAAUCGAAGGAAUAAUACGUCAAUUAUCUAUGGACACAAUUUCAUCGGAGUUUUUUGUUAACACUAUGGUCGCCAACGUCACUAAUAGGUAUAGCAAUUUCGCGAUUCCAUUCAAUACAGAAAAUGUUAGAAACUAUCGACCGCUAUUAAUUCGCAUUCCGUUCUUUAUACUUACUUUAUCCAAUCGAGUUUAUUUAAGAUCUUUUUCGUCAAAUACUAGUAUUCCAAAUGUUCCAGGAUUGUCAAGUGAUUCAAAUUUGUUAAUAUUAAGCGUUCAAGCUAGCUUAUUACGAUAUGGUGGAUGCAUUACAUUUAUUAUGGUUUAUCCUACGGAUAUUCGUUCAACUUUACGUGACAAGAAACGACUAAAGAAAAUUCCUCAAAAGCAGCCGUUUUCAGCUCAUCAGUUAGAUUUAUGGUGCAUAUUCGAAGAUGGUUCAGUCUCACCUGCUUACAGCUACGAUUCAAAUCACACCAAUGAAAGGGUGUCACUUUUGGAUUGUCCGUUAACGGAGUAUGGAAUGAGCAAAUUACGGCCAAAUCAACGAAAAGCUGAAACUAUCUUAGUAUAUGUUGCUUCAACGACAUCGAAAGACCCUAUCAUGAAAGCUGAAGUUAGUAUACCACAAAUUCCAACAUUAUUACAAAAUCAGCCUAUUUCUCUAACCCUUUGUACAUCGCCCCUGCAUAACAAGGCCAAAUUUUUAGCACAAUGGAUUGAAUUCCAUCGUUUAGUUGGUAUUACAAAAUUUGUCAUUUAUAACUCCACAGACAUCUCAAAUGAACUUGAAUCUGUCUUAGCUGCUUAUGAUAAGGAUUUUGGCCUGAUUGACGUUGUACAAUGGAAUUUUUUUUCAUUGCGUUUAAAAGACGGGAAUUCUCAAAGGUAUUUUCAAGUUGAAGCUGUUCAUGAUUGCUUUCUUCGCUUUGGAGAUCAAUCGGAAUGGGUGGGAACUAUUGAUUUGGAUGAAUAUUUGGUUCCACUUUCUCCUUAUGAGACCAUUAGUGAUUUUUUGAUGAAGGAGUACCGUAGGCGAGUUAUUGGUUCUAUUAAUCUAAGGAGUAAUUUUUUUUGUGCAAAAAAUGCAAGUGGACUUAGUGAAAAUGAAAGAGAUGAUAGUUUAUUAGUUGUUGAAAAGUUCACGCAAAGAGCUCAAUCGCGUCAUAAAAGUGGUAGACAAAAAUAUCUUUAUCGUCCAAGGUUUGUCCAGUAUUUAUCGAUUCAUCAGCAGGUAAUAGGUCUGUCUAAAGUAGAACCAUCUGAAAGUCGAAUAAUGUUAGCACAUUACGCAUCAAUGGAUCGUUUUCGAAAAUUUCCUGGUUGCGAAGAAAAUCAAUAUAUCGAAGAAACAGCAAUCAGGGAUAAAUAUGCAUCGAAAAUUUGGGAAGGUUUGAAACGCAAGCAUAGAUAG